AAAGAUUUUAUGAACUUUUGAUACGCUAUCUAUUUGGCGUGCAAAAACCUAAUGCUACCUAUCUGCAUUUUGUGUUUAAAAUGGUUUUAUCGUUAAACCGAAAUCCUUGUAGCUUAUGUAGCAAUAAGAUAACUGCUGUAAUAAAAAACCCCUGCUUUGGGGUUUUGAUUUUCUAUAUAAAAACCAAGCCAAUCCCGUUGCGUGCUGUGUUUUUUGAAUAAUUCAAAGUGAAACCAUUCAUUUUACCAAAGACGAGAUGUCAGAAGAGGUUAAGCCCUUGAGUGAAAUCAGGUACUUCACCGAAUUCUUAGAGGAAAAUCUCAAAAGAAAAGUUUUGGACUAUACGCUGAAGCCUCUUACAAAGUCUGGACACAACUUUGGAGCUAUAUUGCAAUCGGUUGAAGUCACAGUGUCUGCAGAAUAUGAUCCGGAUAAACAUGAAAUUUAUCAUUUCGUUGCCAAAACACCACUUACAAAUCGGAGUACUUUAUUGCAGCCAAAAUGGUGUCUAAUGAAAGAAAUAAGAUUCUAUUCGAUUGUGAUCCCAGCAAUAGAAGAAUUCGAACGGCUUGCCAAUGUACCGGAGGCGAAGAGAUUGGAUGCAUUUAUUCCAUGUAUUGCGUCCAGAAUUUCAUUGAACAUUGUUGCCGAAAAUGAAGAUUCCGACGCCGUUUUGCUACUUCAAAAUAUGAAAUUCCAGAAUUAUUUCACUCGUGAUAAACAUAUUGGUUUCGAUACUCAAGAAACAUUUGUGAUUUUAAAGAAUCUGGCAAAAAUGCAUGCAUUAUGUAUUGCAAUGAGACGACUUCGGCCAGAACUUUUCGAUAAAAAAGUGAAUCCUUAUUUGGAACUUAUUAACUCAACCUCAAAUGACGACUAUCAAUUCCAAGUACAGUACGCCCCCGCAAAUUGUUACGAAUAUUUAGUUUGUUCAUUCUCAAUUUUCGCAAAUUUGUCCAAGAUAAUCUGCAAAGAAUUGCCGUUAAUUGAUGAUAUUUCACCUGAAAUGCGUACUACGAUUGUGAAUAGCAUAAGAUUGAGCAAAGAAUUUUAUGCUUGCUCAGCUCGGACCAUUGAUACACCUUAUACAACUGUUGUGAACAAAGAUUUCUGGAUCAACAAUAUUAUGAUCAAACAAGAUGAUAAUUCAAAACCAACAAAAGUAAAAUUUUACGAUUUUCAAUUAUGCGGCUAUGAAUCAUUCGUUUUGGAUUUGAUCUUUUUCUUAUUCACGAGUGUUCAAAACGAAGAUUUAAAGACGAAUUUCAAAACAUUCAUCGAACACUACUUUUUGGAGUUUUUCAAAACAAUUGAUUUUGCCGGAUGCUCAAUGGAGGAAUACACAUUUGAAAAGAUGUGGGCAGAGAUUCGAAAAAAGGCGAAAUUCACACUAUUCCGCCUAUUUGUCAGGGCUAAAAUCACAAAGGAUGAUCAAACUGCAUAUCUUGCCAAUGAUAUAGCCGACAAUAUGACACCAUAUGAGAAACCAGCAUCCAAAACCAUACUUGAUCAAUGGAAAUUUAUCAUUGAGAUUUUCGUUGAAAAUGAAUUCUUUUGAAUUUGAGUUUGCUUCAUUUAUUUGUCUAUUUUACAAGUUAGACAAAGUUUUAUUCUAUUCUCGAAAAUUAGUUGCUUCCAUGAACAAAUUAUAUCUCUUCUUAUGAAAUUAAAUGUUUUCCAAUGGAGU
Molecule: messenger RNA, 1687 nt
Organism: Sitodiplosis mosellana (orange wheat blossom midge)
Lineage: Eukaryota; Metazoa; Arthropoda; Insecta; Diptera; Cecidomyiidae
Exons: 7
Coding region: 257-1558 (433 amino acids)
Source: RefSeq, a predicted model, not a curated record